CUACAUUUGCGGUAAGUAUAAACGAUCAUGUUUCGACGCGCGGUCUGUGCCAGAAACAGCACCACCUAUAAAGCGGAGAAGGCGUGUAUCUUAUAUGAAUGAAUUCUUGGCUUAAAACAUCUUCAGCGCCUUUCCCGUCCUCCCUGUUGGACACUUGAGAAUGUGGAACUACUCAAUACCGGAAAAGGAAAGAAAUUUGCACGUAGCCGGGCACAGCCGACUUGAGGCCAUACGAUGCGACAACAGCGUGGGAAGGAUAUGUUUUUCCAGAAAGGUAGGGGCAAAGUCGUACAGAUAUUCGCUUCUCUUUUCUUUUACUCCACGAGAAUUGCUGUACACAUUGAAUAUAGCCCAUCAUGCUCGUUUUCUGCAAGCUACUCGUUGCUCUUCUAGUGACAACUAUCGUCGCUGCCCAUCCUGGACCGGAUCCGAUUCUUCCUCGUUCAGCAAUUCAGCGUCGUAGUACAUUGGCCAGGCGAUGUGCCAGCCAUGUCGAGAGUUUUAACAAGCGCCGUAUGGCCAAGAGAGCGAUGAACAAGCGCUGGGCAGAUUCAGGUCGCAACACCACGGUUGAAAUCACUACGGAGGCACCCUACUACGAAACCAUUCAGAAUGACACCUGCGUUCUCACCCCCGAGGUGACUCGUGGUCCGUAUGUCUGGCCGCGCUCCCAGACUCUACGUCAAGACAUGACCGAGGACCAAGUGGGCGUCCCCCUGUGGCUUGAUGUGGGAGUGCUGGAUAUGGCCUCUUGUGAACCUCUACCCAACGUCCUCCUCGAUUUUUGGCAUUGCAAUGCAACUGGCUCUUAUUCUUCGUUCACUGGACUGUCUCCAAACACCGACUUUGUUAAACUCCUGUCUGAGUUAAACAUUACUGAUUAUGAUUUGGGUGUUACCGACCUCCAUACGGACGACACGACCUGGCUUCGUGGAAUGUGGCCUACCAACAAAGAGGGUCUCAUGGAAAUGAAGACAAUAUUCCCUGGAUUCUAUACCGGACGUUCUAUUCAUAUCCACGUACAGGCCCACACCAACUGGACUCUCCGAGGAAACGGUACCCUAGUAUCCAGCAACACUGUCAGCACUGGUCAGAUAUAUUUCGAGGAAGAUCUGUCGCAGAAGAUAAUGGCCUUACAGCCUUACGCCUCCCAUACGCAGAUCAACCGCACCACUAACACUAAUGACUCGGUUUUCUCCCAAGACACUGCGGGAGGAUACAACCCAAUUGUCUCCGUCGUCCCGGCAGACGGCAAGGAUGUAAACAAUGGCAUGAUCGGCUAUAUAACUAUCGGUGUUGAUACAAGCGCCAUUGAAACAUUCAAUAAAUAACCAAAGAUAUCUUGUAUAUAAUGGC
This is a messenger RNA of Paecilomyces variotii, 1356 nucleotides long. RefSeq names its product dioxygenase. Gene Ontology annotation, molecular function: ferric iron binding; oxidoreductase activity, acting on single donors with incorporation of molecular oxygen, incorporation of two atoms of oxygen. The record is from RefSeq and is a predicted model, not a curated record. NCBI's taxonomy places the organism in Eukaryota, Fungi, Ascomycota, Eurotiomycetes, Eurotiales, Thermoascaceae. The transcript is spliced from 3 exons. The coding region runs from base 357 to 1331 and encodes 324 amino acids.